Galendromus occidentalis (western predatory mite) is the source of this 1716-nucleotide messenger RNA. RefSeq names its product nucleolar and coiled-body phosphoprotein 1-like. The record is from RefSeq and is a predicted model, not a curated record. The transcript is spliced from 12 exons. NCBI's taxonomy places the organism in Eukaryota, Metazoa, Arthropoda, Arachnida, Mesostigmata, Phytoseiidae. Bases 1 to 1716 code for a protein of 571 amino acids.
AUGGCAGAGACAACUCGGAUCAAGACGAAUCUCGACGAGCAGCUCAGGGUGUUCCUGCAAAAUGAGAAGCCUCCCCCGUUGAUCAAAAGAGACAGCUCGGACUAUAUUUGUGGACCUUCUGUCAAGUUCUUCCCCGGGAAAGUCGAUGUUCGAGAAGCGAGGGAUCUCGCUUACAUCUCGUCUAAUUUCGAGCCUGCCGUACCGCCGAAAAUUCCGCCUCGUCAAGAGAAGCUGGAGAAUGCACCUGGGCCCAGGCAUGAGCCACCCAAAGCCCAGAUUUCGCAGCCCCGGCAACAAGCUUCACUCAAAAAUUUUUUCAAAAACAAGAACAAGCCGGUAGUGGAAUUGGAUUCCGACGAUGAUAUCUUUGACGAGUUGCCACCGUCGCCUGUCAUUUCCGCCGGUCGUGUCUCGGGACGCGACAUCCCCGUAACAGCCCGGAAAAGGCUUCUAUCCUCGGAUGACGAUGAUUCGCUGUUCGACGGAAUCGAGGACGAGAUACCCGUGACCAGAGCUCCCGCCGUCAAACGGAAACCCGACAGAGAUAUUAUUAAUUACAUCAUAUCGGACAGCGAUGAAGAUACCGUACCUGAGAAGAAGAGAAGCGCACCCACUGCCAAGCGGAAAGCCUCUUAUGAAAAAGCUGAGACGAAGCGACCCAAAGUUGCAACCGAAGACGCUUCGUCAAGCCCCGCGAGCGGCAAAAACGCCGCUCCGACAUCAGGCUUCAGACCCUCUCUAAGGGAUGGGGAAAUAUUCGUACCUGAGGCGCAAAGUCGGGCGAAUGAACCUGGCUCUCGCAGCGAAAUCCCUCGAGAUCCGGCUCCGCGGUCUGCGGAACCCAAUGAUGAAGACAGCCUUGACUACGAUGACCUGCUCAACAAUGAAGAUCCCUUCGACGGUGUAUCCACACCCGAGCGGUCUCCGACCGCGCGGGCCGACGCCGACUACGGUAGAAACUUGUCAUCCCAAUCUAAGACGCAGCAUUCGUCUGCGGUGGACCCGGCUGUCGAGCAGAUAGAGAGUUUGAUGCAAGCGAACUACAGCAAGAUGGAAUUCGUCUGUCAGCAACUACUCGAACACGGACAAAUGACGCCAGAGGUCAAAGCCGCGUUGUUCGACUUCCAGCAUUUGCGGAGAAAAAUUGAAGCUAGUGGAGAUGCUGCGGUGAGGCGAGCAUCCUUGACGCCACUCCUACACAGGACGCUGACAAAAUCAGCCCACGGCCUCACUGAAACGACUCCUUUGGGUUCGAGAGGGUCGUCAACUGGCGCGUCAACGUCCGGUGCCCAAGCUUCGCAAGAGAGCACACGGAGUGAGGCCUCCCAGGCAUCUUUCGCAUCGAGAGAGACUCGGCCCAAGGAGAGAUACAGCUCGCAAGCUGAAGUCCCUCUCAGAGAGCCGGAAGCCCGAAGAGAAAUCGGUCACAGCUUCUCGCCAAAGCCUGGUCCAGCGGUCGCCGCUUCCCCGGGGGCGGUUCGAGAAUCACUUCAAAUGCGAAAACCAGCGUCGGAAGAAGCGGGAUUCUCGGCAGAGGACCUCGAGGACAUCUUCGGAGAAGAGGAUGAACUCCAGGGUGAUGAAGACGUGAGAGGCAAGUUCACAGGGGACGUGAGAGACGAUGGACUCGAUCCCGAGUUCUCCAAGGAUACCUUCCAUUUCUCGAAGGUGCGCUCGUGGGACCGCGGAGUAUCCGAGGAGUUUCACCGCCAGUGA